Messenger RNA from Schistocerca gregaria, 1596 nucleotides. RefSeq lists its product as uncharacterized. The record is from RefSeq and is a predicted model, not a curated record. Bases 731 to 1216 code for a protein of 161 amino acids. The transcript is spliced from 5 exons. NCBI's taxonomy places the organism in Eukaryota, Metazoa, Arthropoda, Insecta, Orthoptera, Acrididae.
UGACUGUGUUUUGUGACAUCAUAUGCGCAGAACGAACCUAAACUCGGACGUCGUCGUAUAUGAUGCGCACUUUAGCAGCCAUUGGCAUGAUGCUGAGAUACAAGUUGAGGGCAACUUGGAAGAAAGAAAUGAAGACAAAGGAAGCCACAAUUUACUUGAAUGACAAAAUCUGAAGAAACCUUCGUGUUACUGUGCAGAUUCAGCCCAUAAACCGAGAAUAAGUCUUCUUUGUGAGACAUCAAGGAGUUAUAAAGAAGCAAUGCAGUCAGAAAAUUCUGAAGGACAGAAGAAAGAUGUGGAAAAAGAAGUGAAUUCUCUGAAGAAAAAUAAAACGUGGCAGCUAGCUUACAAAAUUAAAACAGAAAGAUAAUUGAAAAUCUAUGUUUUUGCCACAAAAUCGAAUACAGAUUAUGAAGAGGCUUGAUGUAAAGCUUGAUUGAUGGGAAAAGGCUGUACAACGUUAAAAAACUAUGUUGAGACGUGUAGCAAGAUUUGAGACAACGAGAGCUCUGUUCGAUGUCGCAAUUCAACAUUAUUGGUGUAUAAGGCAAUUUGAUGUAAGGCCAACAUUACUCAGUUUUUUUAAAAAAGAGAAAAUGUAUGUGUAUCAACCAGGGAACUUUGAUAAUAUUAAAAGAAGUGAGUAUAAAUCACUGAAAAGUCUAUAUCUAAAAAAAAAAGCAAGCAUCAAAGUGUUGUUUUGAAUGUCUCAUCCAAUUUCUUAGCGGAUAUGAUUUAUGGGAGAGCUGUUCAGACCUAUGUAUCUUCUACGGGAAAAACCUGUUUGCACUGGGCAAGGAUGAAGAAUGCUGUUGCCCCAGUGGUGCAGUCCAUAAAGAAAUUUGCCAAGAGUGCUCGAGACCCGGUUGCUGUGUGUGAUGCUGUGCUAUGGUUGGCACUACUGCCACUGUUGGCGCUGCGGCACAUGACGCACAGCCCUGGUGCCAUGGCAAUGCUGCGUGUCACGGUGGAGGCGACGGCCGAGCUGCUGGUGGCCACCAUGUUGGCAGGUGCUGCCAUCUGCGUCACAGCACUGCACGUCAUGGCUGAGCAGGAUGCAGGCGCUGACGGUGAUAGCGGAAAGCAGCCCAACCUUGUGCGACAGCCCUGCCGCCGCUCCCUGCAGCCUGAGCCCCCACUGCCUGUCGAUGCAGGUGGCGAGCGCUGUUCUCCGCGCACCGUUCUGCCAUCUCCGUUGCCGAAUUUGCUGCAUUAGCUUUCUUGGCGGGCACUGGUGUCUGGAUGGCAGGAGCUAACUGACACAAGUGCUGGAGUCACUCUGUACAAGAAAAUGCUUCAUUUGAGCAUGCAGAUUUCAUUUCAAGAACACUUCAUUUUUCAGUGCCUACACAAGUUAUUUUGUGUGCUGUCACUAUUACUUUCAGUAUAUCAAUUACACCUCUAAAAUAGCACUUCAUCUGUCCUCUGUAAUCUUAUUGCAUUGUGUACUAGAUAAAGAGAGCGUGCUGCUGUUUCAUGUUACCCUGCAGUGUUCAUAAUUUGUAACUUUUCUGUUGCUUGUGGCAACAUCAGAGAAAAUGUCAAAAUUAUAUGAGUAUUACAACAAUUUCAAAUAGAUUAAUUUCAUAUAAUAAA